AUCACGUGCUGGUUUCCGUCUACACGCAUUUCUGGAGGACAGAGUCACGGAGUGGUCACCCACCGCCAGCAAGAAGAGAGGACGUGUGUCUAGAUAUAACCAGCACAAUUUGAAGCACGUGGCUGACAGACAGUGAAAUGUCUCAACGAGUACAGCAGGACUGGCAGGACCGCCAGUCUGCAUAGUUUCGGAAUUGCGGCCAUUGCGGCUACGAGUGAAGCGUGCGGCUCGCAGGACCAACGAAGUGACCCCAUCUCUACGCGGGAACCCUGGCACCAUUUCCACACCAGGCAUGCCAUGGAGUCUAACCAAGGGGGUGCAAGGUGUGGUCGAGGCAGAAGGCCGCCACGCAGAGGAGGCUUUGGCCAUGGCAGAGGAGGACACACUCAAGUCGGAUCUUACAGUGGCCGUUCAAGAGGGACGGCCUCCAACCCGACACGUCGUGACAACCGUGGAUCCCGUGAAUCACGGGGGUCUGGCAGACCGGUGCAACAAGAUUCUAGGCAAGGUGCUUCCUCUGCAGGAGUUCUGAAUGCUGCUAGUCUUCCCACCGGACAUCGUGUCGGCGAACGUCCAUUGCUUACAGGUGUCCAAGGUGCCGAGGGGGAACGGGGCAUUGUAAGGCGAACUGAAGUUAAUCCUUCCGACGUCGUGCCGCGUCCAGAGCCUUUUGCCUUUCCUUCGUUCGAAGAAAUCACAAAAGGUCCGAAUGGGAACACCACGGCUUCCAGUAACAUCUUUGAGUUUGCUAAGUGUGCCCUGGUCAAGCACACACAUGAGCGCUUACAGAAGGCGGUUAGGGAGAAAGUGGUUGCAACCCUUGGACACUUGAGGGUCGUACCUCAGAAGGGUCUUGGACGAACUAUCUCUGUAACCAUCUCCGAUUGUCUCCGUCAAGGGGCAGUUGGGACUACUAUUGCGUUACUGGACAUGAAGCUUCAGAGCAUAUUUUAUGGAGAGAUUGUUCAAGUGGAAACGGAGCAAGUCGUCCUCUUUCACAAUUGCGAGGAAGUAUUAGAUGUUCAACCUACUUACGCUUUCACGAUGGUGGACACACAGCUGAAUGCUAGCUUUUGCGUGGAGCUUUCGUCUAUCUUGGCUCGGAGAAAGGAAUCUUCGUUGUUACGCAAACUUUGGCUUGGCGCAAGCGAACGCGAUGGCGGGACAAGACUGGUGCAAUGUCCAAAAUCGCCUGAUGUACUCGAUCGAAGUCAGAUUGAAGCUUUCUGUGCUGGCGUGUCUGAAGAAGUAACUCUUAUCCACGCCCCUUCGGGUUGCGGGGCCAAGAGGCUCUUAAAGGCUAUGGUCGAUUACCUGUGUCUGAAUCAACAAUCCCUAAGUAGGCAUCCUGUGCUGCUCAUUGUUCAGAACCCUCUACAGUUGCAAGUGAAGCUAAGGUGGACAUCUGACGAUGUCUUCAACAUGAACUCUGAGCAAUCUCAUGAGGCAACAAAGACUGCGCAACAAUCCUUGCCAGCUCUCUCCACAUUAAGGGACAUAAAAACCACCCUUGACAAAUUACAUGAUUUGCUACUGCAGAUGUAUGAUGCUGAGACCCGUAUCUUACACCAGUCUUCGUUUGAAGGCAUCACACGGGCAUUCUCUCUGAAAAGAAGCGAAGAAAAAAACCUUCUUGAGGCAUGGGUCUUGGAUAACGUAAAAUACACCGCAAUGAAAAGCAGUGUAUCCAGAACCGAGUUUCAAAGGUUUCGGGAGCACUGCAAGCGACACCCUGUAAAAAAGGUGGAUGCUAUUGAGCCCUCGAAUGAAGACAUUAGCUUUACUUUCAACAGGACCUCACAAGCACGGUCCGGACCAUGUCAACAGACGUAUGUCCCCUCUGACGAAAAUGCUUUGAAAGCAGUCUACGUCUGGAAAACAUUGACCAGCACCAUUCCCAACGCAGACCUCAUGUGUGUUAGAGAUGUUCGCCAACUCGAAGUGAGCGACCGUUGGAGGCUGUACAAGCACUGGGUUGUUCUUUUUCUCGAAAUGAAGCAAAGAGAACUCAGAGCAACGCUCCAACGCCUCGCGGCUUUCACUAACCAGUAUAGGCAAGUUUGGACGGAAGCCAGAGCAUGCUUGAAGCCAAGUCAGCCAGUGAUUCUGGCUUCACCAGUCAUUGCAGUUACUCAUCGCUCUCUUCUUGAAGUACUAAGACCGCGCGUGACGAUGAUCUGCGGUGUCACCGAAAUCGAAGACUUCUAUGUGCCUGCUCUACUUCCAGGGUAUGCCGAGAGGGUGGUGUUCAUGGCCGACAGCCUGAACCCUCGUCAAGCUUCGUCUUGCUGGAAGGACUUGCUCGACUCGAAACAUUUUAAAGUGUACGACCUGGUCUUCCAGUACUUCCAGUCUCAAGAGGUGUGCGACCUUCUUUCGCCAUUUUUGAAAUCCAGUCUGGUCUCCAGAAAACCACCGCAGCGGGUGAAUGGAAUCGGAGAGACAGUACAGUUCUUCAACAUUCCCGACAUCAUCGAGGCCGCUUUCAUGAUCUCUCGGGUAUGCGUACACCUUCAAGCGCAUAAUUACGAGUCCAGCGAUGUAGCAGUGCUGGUGCUGUCGCCGCGGCAAGGUGCCAUGAAAGCUUUGAAAGCGGCACUCCUGCAACAGGGAUGCAGGUACAGCGUCUGCACUGCCAAAGCCUUCUAUCCGAAGCGCUGCAAGAUUGCAUUAGUCUAUCUGGGCCCCGGUUCGCUUGGUACCCAGUUUGCAGCUGCUCUAAGUAGGGUUAGUUUUGCUGUGUACGGCUACGGAGACUUCUCCAAGAUUGACGAGAGCUGCCAGAACGUCCUCAACACGGCAAAGGCAAGAACCGGGCAUCUUUUUUGCGGACGCUUGAGCCUAACGUGCGUCUGCCACCCUGGAAGAGUGAUCUCAGUCGCGUCACGUCAGGAUUUCGAGGCGAAGCUGCAUGGCGAUGGUUUCUGCAUAGAUACUUCCAGCGGCAUUCUGAGGUGCGGACACGCGUGCGAGUUUGUGGAUCAGGAAGUGCGCCAGGUUGUUGCUCCGUGUAAGCAACCGUGCGGAAAAACGAUUUGUAAGCGCAACCACGAGUGCCCAAACAAGUGUUCGGAGCCAUGCAGCCGUCUUUGCACUCAACUUAUUACCGAGAAAUUACCAAUGUGUGGUCAUGAUGCCACCCUGCCGUGCCACCAGCUCGACACUGUUUUAAACGCACAAAAUCGUCUGCUAGACUCCAGCAGCAGCAGCUCGACAAGAAACCAACCCUUUAUGGCAUACGUGUGCCGUGCAGAAAUGACAAAAAAGCGUCCUUGUGGUCACUUGGUUAGGACAAGGUGCUGCGAUUUGUUUUUUCAUUGCUGUAAGGAGCUGCGUCAAAAGACACUUCCCACCUGCGGUCACGCGGCAACGCUCCCAUGCUACAUCUGGCAUGACCCAGGGAAGUUGACCGUACAUAAGUGCGGUGAAACGGUCACAGUAAGAGGGUCAUGUGGACAUGAUGCUUUUGUUCCGUGUCACAAUGUCAACUACCGGAUGGAAGGGCAUCGUCGUUUACCAGCGGGACACAAAUGCACCCGCGAGGUAAUGAAGAAUGCUCCUUGCGGCCAUCUGGUUAAGGCAAAGUGCUUCGAAUCACUGUCCGACCCGUGCCAAGAAUGUGGAAGAGCUUGCUGGGCACUUUGCUUGCAACGCGGCUUACAGACUGCCGGUUGCAGCGGGAUGGAUGCAAGAUGCUCUCAAAAUGUUGUACCGCUUCCCAGCCGUGAGACAGCCGCGAAGAUGCUCCCUUGUGGUCAUCCGGUCUCCGCUGAGGGCACCACACUUGGAAGAGUCGCGGAGCUCGACUGCCAAGUGAUGGUACCAGUCACACGCCAGUGUGGACACGUACUUCGUUUGGCUUGUUCCGUCAGUCGCCGUACAGUGAAAUUUCCGCCGUGCCCUGAGAUGGUUGAAAGACCGCAGCCGUGUGGCCACAAGGCUUAUCGGCGUUGCGGUGACUCUACGUGGCUUGACGCUACACUGACUCGUUGCCAGCAUGUUGUAAACAAGACCCUUGUCUGCGGUCAUGUUUCUAGUGGCCCAUGUUGGCGCAUAAGUCGUGAAUCGCGUGCGUGCGAAGCUUUGGUCCAGAAAGAGUUUCCUUGUGGCCACUCUGUUACGAAGCGUUGCUCCGACAGUAGCCCUUGUUCUUUACCGUGCACAGCCCGCCUUUCCUGCGGGCACACAUGCGGUCAAAUAUGUAGGCACGCAAGGCACGUGUGUCGUAUAUGUAAGGACAAAUGUUGCCUCUCGUGAUCACAGAAUGUUGGACUGUGUUAUUUGCAUUGGGCCGUUGGAUGCUGCAUGGCUUAUCUAAGAAAAACUGUUUUUCUGUGAUUAUUUAGGAGAAAUGUUUGCUUGUUUGCCUUUGACUUUGAAUGAAUGAAUAAACUUUAUUGCAGGUA
Messenger RNA from Ixodes scapularis (black-legged tick), 4406 nucleotides. RefSeq names its product NFX1-type zinc finger-containing protein 1 homolog. The coding region runs from base 298 to 4257 and encodes 1319 amino acids. The record is from RefSeq and is a predicted model, not a curated record. NCBI's taxonomy places the organism in Eukaryota, Metazoa, Arthropoda, Arachnida, Ixodida, Ixodidae. The transcript is spliced from 2 exons.